AUGAGUGUAUCGAUAGGGACGAGCGAUGCUAAAGCAGAAGUCCAGGCUAGAAGUGAGACUAGCAAGGGAAACGGAGGAGGCAGCACUGAAGUGAUCUCAAAGAAUGGCUUUUGCAAUGAGAAUUCCUCGACCCUGACCUGUGGUAGCGCAUUGGACUACAUGUCAUUUGAUAAGAGUCCCGAGACUACUGGACUCAGCUCGUCACGACAGCCAAUGCGAUCUGUGCUGAGUCAGGACAAGAAAGUGAUACAUCAACCGGUCAAAGAUUAUCCCGAUAUAUCUGUCAGGAUGACAGGCAAGGCGCCUUUUGACGCAGAGUCGAAUUGGCAACGCCCAAUGAUCAAUGAGCUGGCAGCUGGCGAGGAGAAGCUUUUUGGAGGGUCAAAGUCAAGCAUCUCGAGAGUGGAAGGAUCAUAUCAGGAUGAGAGAAAGGGGUAG
Messenger RNA from Pseudovirgaria hyperparasitica, 438 nucleotides. RefSeq lists its product as uncharacterized. The transcript has 2 exons. NCBI's taxonomy places the organism in Eukaryota, Fungi, Ascomycota, Dothideomycetes, Acrospermales, Acrospermaceae. The record is from RefSeq and is a predicted model, not a curated record. The coding region runs from base 1 to 438 and encodes 145 amino acids.